AUGUGCGCUAAUAUCCCUGAAUUCGACUCAUUUUACGAAAAUGAAAAUAUAAACUACAACUUGGAAUCACUCACACCAUUGAAUUGCGACGUUAACUCGCCUUUUUUUCCUACAAAUAAUAAUGACGUCAACGUUAACUCCUACAACGAUGAGAAUUUAACUUAUUCCAACUUUUUAUUGUCUUAUAAGGAUAAGUUGACUACUACAACUACCAAAAAUAAUAGCAUCAAUAGUAGUAAUAAUAAUAAUAAUAAUAAGAAUAAUAAUAAUAAUAAUAAUAACAAUCUACUGGGCAAUGAUAUAAGCCAGAUGGCUUUCUUACUCGAUUAUCCUUCUACUCUCAAUGAACCGCAGUAUGCCGUAAAUUGUAAAGACAUUUACAAAAAGGAAAUAUCGACACCCUCCUCAUUAGUGUCAAGCUUGCCAUCUGCUAAAUUCUCGUUAUCCUUAUCAAAUUCCCCCUCUCCCCCGGCACCAUCAUCUUCCUCUUUGAGGAAGGGAGAAACGAUAAUUCCUAACGCCAGUUCCAACGGCGACAUAUUCGCCGAUCCAAAUGCAUUCGAAAAGGAGGCGUUACCCCUUACGCAAGAACUAACGUUAGAAAAUCUAAAUAAUCAAUUAAACUAUCCAGAUUUUACGAUAAACGCCAUUGAACAAGAUCCCCUCCCCUCUUCCUUUUCGUCGUCCUCGUCGUCGUCGUCAGAAUCAACCACUUCUUCCACGACAAAAAGGAAACCCUGUCAUGAUUCAUUUACACACUCAUCGCCCUCUUCUUCUUCUGAAUCCAAGAAGAUUUCCGACUCAAGAUUAUCCGCCGAGGGUCUAGCAAAAGUGCUGAACUUAGAAUCCCCUGAAGAAGCUCUGAAAAGAGAACGCUUUAUAUUGGGCAUUUUCCAAAAUGAGCUAAAUUACCCGCUAGGUUUCAAAACCUGGAUUAGAGACACUACAAAGGAUUACAGGACAAAAUUGAUUAAUCAACUGCAUGAACGCGUAAAGGUCAAGUACCCCGAAUACGAUCAGUCCAUAUUGGAAACAAUAAUUAGGCGAGGCACCUACUACAUGAUGCAGAGCAGGUUAAGGAGAGAAAGAAGGAUGAAAUUAAAAGAACGCAAAAGAACAACCUAG
Messenger RNA from Saccharomyces kudriavzevii IFO 1802, 1125 nucleotides. RefSeq lists its product as uncharacterized. The record is from RefSeq and is a predicted model, not a curated record. The coding region runs from base 1 to 1125 and encodes 374 amino acids. The transcript has a single exon. Lineage: Eukaryota; Fungi; Ascomycota; Saccharomycetes; Saccharomycetales; Saccharomycetaceae.